Messenger RNA from Prorocentrum cordatum, 545 nucleotides. NCBI's taxonomy places the organism in Eukaryota, Dinophyceae, Prorocentrales, Prorocentraceae. The record is from the annotation of a GenBank genome assembly.
GGCGCGAGUCCAGCCCCACUGGUGUGUGCAGGGGACUGCGCGCUCCUCGUCUGUGGCCCUUUCGGCACGGGCGCCGAGCGCUCCGGGAGACGGCGCGCCCUCGCGCCCGGAGCCAUGGGCAAGAGCCGCAGGGGCGGCGACGGCGGGGGCGCCAGCUCGAGGCCGAAGGGCCCAGCGGGCGGCGGGCGCCGGCGGCGGCAGGAGAAGAACUUCAAGAAGCGCUCCGCGAGGGAGCUGCAGCAGCAGCUGGCGGGCUUGCAGGAGGACGGUGUUGUCCUUCGAUGGGCACGCACCUCCCGCGCCGGUACCCCAUGGGGUCGGCGGCCUUCCCCUCCAACCUGGAGUCGUACUGCCACAGGAUCGGCCGCGUCGGCCGCCAGGGGUCGAAGGGCUGGUCCCUGUCCUUCUUCACGCGGAACCUGCAGCCCAUGGCCGGGAGCCUCGCGGCGCUGCUGGAGCGGUGCGGCCAGUGGGUGGACCCGAACUUGCGCGAGCUGGCGGACCCAUCCCUGGACCUCCGACGCCGUACCGCUUUCAGUCCGUAG